Molecule: messenger RNA, 541 nt
Organism: Saccostrea cuccullata (small rock oyster)
Lineage: Eukaryota; Metazoa; Mollusca; Bivalvia; Ostreida; Ostreidae
Product: acyl-CoA Delta-6 desaturase-like
Exons: 3
Biological process (GO): lipid metabolic process
Cellular component (GO): membrane
Molecular function (GO): oxidoreductase activity, acting on paired donors, with oxidation of a pair of donors resulting in the reduction of molecular oxygen to two molecules of water
Source: RefSeq, a predicted model, not a curated record
AUGCAAGAAAGGUCGAGGUCGUUUAUGAAACCCGGCACGUCCGGAAAGAAUGGGGAAGGAGGCAUCUAACGAUGUUAGCGUGGCGAAAGCCACUAAAUAUUACACAGUAGAGGAAAUAAAGCAGCACAACAAACGGGAUGAUAACUGGCUAAUGAUCAAUGGCAAAGUCUACGACCUCAGCCGCUGGGCAAAGAAGCACCCAGGGGGAGCAAAAAUCCUGGGGCACUAUGCUGGAGAAGACGCAACGGAUGCCUGGACUGCAUUUCACAAUGAUAAAGGAUAUGUAUCCAAGUUCAUGAAAGCCCUGUACAUUGGAGAUGUGAAAGACUGGGAUGAUUGUGAAACAGAUCUGAAGAAGGACUUCCGUAAGCUGAGGAAGUAUGCAGAAGACAGUGGGCUGAUGAAGACCAAUCCUGCCUUCUACAUCCUCCAUCUUCUUCACAUUCUGGCCCUGGAGGCCCUCGCCUAUUACGUGGUCUGGAGCUGGCAGGGGAGCAUGGCAGCCUUCAUUGUUGCAGCUGUUCUUUUGGCAACUGCACAG